Arachis duranensis is the source of this 615-nucleotide messenger RNA. RefSeq lists its product as uncharacterized. NCBI's taxonomy places the organism in Eukaryota, Viridiplantae, Streptophyta, Magnoliopsida, Fabales, Fabaceae. The transcript has a single exon. The record is from RefSeq and is a predicted model, not a curated record. The coding region runs from base 1 to 615 and encodes 204 amino acids.
AUGCCACUCUAUGCUAAGUUUCUGAAGGAAUUGAUGACCAAGAAAAGAAGUUGGAGGAAUGAUGAAACUAUGAUACUUACUGAGGAAUGUAGUGCUAUUAUCCAACACAAGCUACCUCAAAAAUUGAAGGACCCAGGAAGCUUCCAAAUUCUCUGUAUCAUAGGGGAAAUAACAGUUGAGAAAGCCUUGUGUGAUUUGGGAGCUAGUAUAAACUUGAUGUCCUUGACUAUGAUGAAAAGGAUGAAGAUUGAGGAAGCCAAACCAACAAGAAUAGCCCUCAAACUAGCAGAUCGAUCAUUCAAAUUCCCUCAUGGCAUAGUAGAAGACUUGCUUGUGAAAGUAGAAGACUUCAUCUUUCCUGUUGACUUUGUAGUUUUGGACAUGGAGGAGGAAGCCAAGGCAUCAAUAAUCUUGGGAAGGCCAUUUUUAGCUACUACUGGGGCCAUCAUUGAUGUCCAGAAGGGUGAACUUACCCUUAGGCUACAUGAUGAGAAAAAUGGUAUUCAACGUAUUCAAGGCUAUGAGCUAUCCACUAGAGUCACUAGGAGAACCAGAGUCACCAGGAGAGUGUAUGAGGCUAGAUGCAGUGGAAACGGUAGUGCAAGAGACACUUGA